This is a messenger RNA of Uranotaenia lowii, 4428 nucleotides long. It is a transcript of the gene fbl, whose product is annotated as pantothenate kinase 3. Gene Ontology annotation, molecular function: pantothenate kinase activity; ATP binding. Gene Ontology annotation, cellular component: cytosol; nucleus. The record is from RefSeq and is a predicted model, not a curated record. The transcript has 7 exons. NCBI's taxonomy places the organism in Eukaryota, Metazoa, Arthropoda, Insecta, Diptera, Culicidae. Bases 1224 to 2957 code for a protein of 577 amino acids. Gene Ontology annotation, biological process: coenzyme A biosynthetic process.
ACGGCGAACGGUACGGACGCGUAACUUCUCAUUUCAGUUGUUUAAUUUCUACUCAUUCGAACUCAAGUUGGAACUGAUUCGUCGUCGUCGUCGUCGUCUUCGCCAAGAGACUUGCAUUCACGACAUGGACAUCGCGUGAUAGUGAUAAUAUAUUUACGCUCACUGCUGCGCCCCAGUGAUUGUGUGUGGUGUGUUCGUUUGAGAGUACAAAGUCACCUCAGAUUUACCUUAGUUAGUUACUUGGAUGUAGGUACUUAGCUAUCGUGUUGCCUGAUUGGAACCUUAUCUGUUGGCUAAAAAACGCCUCUGGCAUCACAAAUUUUAUGAACUUUGAAGUUCCGUACAAAACGAGCGUUGUUUGUUUUCCACUUAAACCUGCUUGCUCGCGAUCUACCGGUCAUCAGCUCACAGUACAUUCUAGAAGACCGCAGUAAAAAGGAACUCGAUCGAGGAAACGCGCGUGCUGCUGCAUGUGCGCCAAAUCAACAAGUUCACAGUUCAGCUGAUCGGUUGUCGUAAAUUCCAACCAUGAACCUUUGACUGGAAGUGAAGUUGAGCCAAGAGCCCUCCUCCCCGUGAGGGUCAAAGUAAUUCAAUUAGCAAAACCGUUGAACAUGCGAUUCGCGUAAUUCAUAGGAAGGUGCAGAGACUAGUUAACCAUUCAUACGUAGGACCGAUCCUCGAACGAUGUUUUUGCCAACCAACGGACGAAGCUCGUAAACACUAUUCGUACUACCACUGCUCAGUUUGUUGAGUACAACUUGAGCUAGCUGUUGCUGAAGGUGAAUCAAUGCACCCGGCAACGAAAUAGAAAGGAAAACAAGCCCUGCCUUGCAGAACCACAACAAUUUGCAAACCGUUUAAAAUUGUUCAACGUUGUUGUUAGAAGUUGCAAAUUUCAGUAGUAUGUAAACAAUACUUUCGCUGCUAAGCUGAGUGCGUGUAUUUCAAAAGUGCUUGACUGUGCGAGAUUUGCAGCCGGUGGGUCCUGAUUAGUCGUUUUUUUUUGCUGUUGAGUGGAAUACUAAUCGUUCAAGGUGGCGCUGUUCGCAGUGAUCGAGAAGCGCUUCCGUGCGCGUCACGAGCGGCAUCCGGUUCCGUUGUCAGUGGCUCAUUCUCCAUGUCUUCCGACGCCGCCCUCGACGCCCCCAUCAUCGGAACACAGCAGCAGCGACGUGGAUCGGCUCAUACGACUGACGACUGUGGAAUCAUCACCGGACGUGAUGCCACCGAACUGCAAUGAUUUCCCCAGCACCCGGGUCCAAUCAUUAAACACAUCCACUAGCAGUAGUAGUAGUGGCAGUAGCAGCAGUAACAGUAGUAGUAGAACAAAUAUACACAGUAGCGUUUCAUCGCGCUGCACGUACGCCACGUGUCGCUUCUACCGGCGAAGGAGCGGGGCGCCGAAACGUUCCAGAAUGUCCCCGCUGUCAAGUCCAAAAGCAAAACCUUACAAGGAGUUCCGGAUGAUAGCAUCCAGCUCACCGUCGGCAUCAUCAUCCACAUCUUCGAUUUCGUCAAAUCUAGGAUCCGGAGUAGCUAGCAGCGGCGUGGCCAUGGGUGCAGGGGCCAGUUCUAGUGGUUCCAGGCUGAUGACGCAGCAACGCAGACGGCGCCGGAAACGGCGCACAAUUCACUACAAGCUGGAGGAUGUCGCUUCGGCAAAAACAGAAGUCGAAGAAGGCCGGAUCGAGAAAGAACCACAGGAAGAUUAUUCCGAUGAUGAUGAUGAUGACGAUGACGAGGAUGACGACGAGGAUUAUGUCGACGCAGCGGAACGAUUGGGCUCCGCUAGAACACAUUCCAACGGCAGUGAUGCCCAUGACAGUGGAAAGGACGAACCGAUCUCGAUGCCAUGGUUCGGCAUGGACAUCGGUGGUACCCUGACGAAGCUGGUGUACUUCGAACCCAAAGAUAUCACCCCGGAUGAGCUGGACCAGGAGGCGAAAAUCCUGCGCAACAUCCGGCGGUACCUGACGAAACAUUCGGCCUACGGGAAAACCGGGCACCGGGAUACCCAUCUGCAGAUGGACGACGUGGAAAUUCGGGGCCGCCGUGGAUCGCUCCACUUCAUUCGCUUCCCGACGGCCGAAAUGGACAAAUUCCUGGCGCUGGCCAAGCGUAAGGGAAUGGCCCAACUGGUGACCACGGUUUGUGCCACCGGUGGCGGGGCAUUCAAGUUCGAGGACAAUUUCCGCCAGGAGGUCAACAUGAAGCUGGCCAAAUUCGACGAACUGGAUGCGCUGAUCAAGGGUAUCCUGUUCACGGAAACGCACAAUCCAUGCGAGUGUUACUACUGGGAGAAAGCUAGUGAUAUUAGUAUAAGUUCAAAGAAAAAGUUCGACUUUAGUCAACCGUAUCCGUUCAUUCUGGUAAACGUGGGCUCGGGGGUGUCGGUCCUGUCUGUCCGGGGGUCGGAGGACUACAAGCGCAUUUCCGGCACCAGCCUGGGCGGAGGAACAUUCCUGGGGUUGUGCUGUCUGCUGACCGGGUGCAACUCGUUCGAGGAGGCCAUCCAGCUGGCCACCAAGGGUGACCACAAGCGGGUGGAUAAGCUGGUGAAAGACAUCUACGGCGGUGAUUACGAACGGUUUGGGCUGCCGGGAGAUUUGGUGGCGUCGAGCUUCGGUCAAAUGAAUCUGGAAGAACGGCGUAGCAGCGUGUCCCGGGAAGAUCUGGCCAAUGCCACGUUGGUGACCAUCACCAACAACAUUGGUUCGAUCGCACGAAUGUGUGCCAGCAAUGAGAAAAUCGAUCGGGUGGUCUUCGUGGGCAACUUCCUUCGGGUCAAUCCGAUCUCGAUGAAACUGCUGGCAUACGCCAUGGACUACUGGUCCAAGGGAACGCUCAAGGCUCUAUUCUUGGAGCACGAAGGUUAUUUUGGUGCUAUCGGAUGCUUGCUGCAGUUCAACGGUGAGCUUCACUCGCAUUUUAACAGCGAAUCUGAACUACUGUAAAAAUUAAAAAAAAAAAACACACACACGAAAAUCUAACGUUUCAAUACUAGCAUGCUUGCUAAAGCCUGGCAGCUACUUUUGGAAUGGUGCUAUUCGGUCGCUAGGCCGAAGUGGAGGUAAGUGAACGAAAGAGUCCACCAUCAUCGGUGUAUCGAAAUAAGCAGAAGAAAAUCACACAAAUCAAGAAUAACGCGACGGAUUUUACAAGAAAAACAUAUGAUUAAGAAUAUAACCAAAUCUACAAAUCGAAGAAUAGAGCAGGAAACAAUAUUGCAUAAGCGUAGAAGGGCAGUGGAAUACAUUCGAUAAGAUCUAGCUUUAGGGCACUGCAAUUCUAUAUCACCGGUUGAGUAAUAAAGUAAGAUAUACAUCUCGUGAGGUGCGUUUACGUCUUCGACUAGACAAUCUUAUGUUCUGUUGGUUAAGAUUAGGUCGUGUAUAUGGCUGAACUGAUUGUUUAGGAACAAUCAUUUUAAAUUUCGCUUCAGUUUCAACAAAAAAAAAAAAAAAAUAGGGAAAGUAGGUUAUUGUGUAAGUUUAGUCCUACUUUACCAAGUUUGCCUGUUUACAAAGGAAUGGCCGAAGCGUGAAUGCUGAUUUUUGUACGAAAUUAUGUAACUGAUAAGCCGUUUGAUUUUAGUUUAAAAUUAAAGUUUAUACAACGUAUAAGUUGAACUCUAGGUUAAUUUGGGAACUGAGAAAAGUUAAAAACUUCGAAAUCAUAUUUCCAUUUGUUCGUACUAUUCUAUGAUGAGACCUUGAAAAGUUAUGUUACGCUAUGAGCUGCAAAUGUAAUAUUUGCGCUGUUCUAUUAUAAGGUGUAAGCUAAAUUUAUUAAAUCUUAAACUUUUUCUCCAAGUUAGUUCAACGUUACUUCAAACAGCAUUCAAAAAAUAUCUCUAAAAAACUAUAAGUGCUUGAACCAUCGAUCUUAGAAAGACUAGGUAUUUCAACGCUGAAAUAAGAAAUGUGAGAAGUGAUAUCGAUUGGGAUAAUAUUUAAUUUGUUUAUAACAAUUUUUUUGUUGAACAGAACAGGUACCAAUUGGUUAAAAGAUUACUACAAUUUUCCGCUUAGUUGGCUAUUGAAUCAUAACAAACACUUUACAAAGCUUUUUCAAAGAGCACAAUCAUGGAGUCAGCUGUGUGAUAAUUUCAAUUACCACGUAGAAAACUCCAUGAAAUAGCAUAGUUAUAUUUUUCUGAAUUCACAACUUACUAUCAUUUCUGCUGUACAUAUUUCUUUCCGCAAUCAUUUUUAUUUAUUUCAAGCGUAAACCAAAACGAAAGUUUAUUUAUUCACCUUUUGAUCAAUUUGUGUUUCUUUUUUCAACUUCUCUGGAUUGUUACAGUCGAUCGUCGUUAUCACUUUUUUCUUCUCCUUUUUUGCAUUUGUCUAUUGUCAAGCCGUUUUGAAGAAACUUUUUUGAGAAUAAAACAUAGUAUAUUGAAAUUGGAUCUAUUGCAAUCGA